Messenger RNA from Eucalyptus grandis, 2713 nucleotides. Its product is annotated as protein CHROMATIN REMODELING 19. The record is from RefSeq and is a predicted model, not a curated record. Gene Ontology annotation, molecular function: DNA binding; ATP binding; ATP-dependent chromatin remodeler activity. Gene Ontology annotation, cellular component: nucleus. NCBI's taxonomy places the organism in Eukaryota, Viridiplantae, Streptophyta, Magnoliopsida, Myrtales, Myrtaceae.
AAUCCCCUCCUCUCCCCUCCCAGUCCCAGUCUAGGGUUUUCUCGCGGCACCGCCUUCCUCCGCCGCCGGUCGCCGUCGCCGGGAGAUCGGCCAUGCGACGGAGAUGAAGCGCGCACUGGACGAGCUCACGGAGGAGGACUGGGGCGACCUGUCCAGCUCCUUCAAGCCCUCUCGCGCCCUCAGGAGGCCCCCGUCGCCCCCGCCGCCCCCAUCGAGUCCUUCGCCUUCCGCCGCGGCAAAUCGGGCCGGCCCCGCUCCCCGAGCACUUCCGGCCGAGGAAUCGGCGAUCCCGUCGAGGCCGGCGGCGGCUCCGAUGACUUGGAGGACGACGAUGCCGAGCUGGCCGGCCCCGUCGCGCCGGCGCCGGCGAGCCGUGGCCGCCGGUUUGUAGUCGACGACGACGACGAUGAGGAGGAGGAGGAGAGGCGGGAACGGGGUAGUAAGGUGGAGAGCGAUGGGGAUUUGGUCGAUGUCUACGAUAUAAGCUCUGCAGAGGACGAGAAGGAGGAGGAGGUUGAGGGGGAGGGACUGGGGGCGGAAGAGGAUGAGGUGGAGGAUGAUGAUGUGGUGGGGAAGGCUCUGCAGAAAUGCGCCAAAAUUUCUACGGAUUUGAAGAAGGCGCUUUAUGGCUCUUCCGUCGCUUCAUGCGAGCACUACUCCGAAGUGGAAGCUUCCUCUAAUCGGAUUGUCACUCAGGAUGAUGUUGAUGCAGCAUGUGGUGCUGAUGAUACAGAUUUUCAGCCUGUUCUGAAGCCUUAUCAGCUUGUUGGUGUCAACUUUCUUCUUUUGUUGCAUCGGAAGGGCGUAGGAGGAGCCAUCCUAGCGGAUGAGAUGGGUCUUGGGAAGACCAUUCAGGCCAUAACAUACUUAACAUUGCUGAAACACUUGAAUAAUGAUCCGGGUCCGCACUUGGUUGUAUGCCCGGCUUCUCUCUUGGAGAAUUGGGAAAGGGAACUCAAAAGGUGGUGUCCUUCAUUUUCAGUACUCCAAUAUCAUGGUGCUAACCGGUCAAUCUACUCAAAACAGUUGACCUCACUGUCGAAAGCAGGAUUACCUCCUCCGUUCAAUGUGCUUCUUGUGUGUUACUCUCUUUUUGAACGUCACAGCGUUCAGCAGAAAGAUGAUCGCAAAAUUUUUAGACGAUGGCGGUGGAGCUGCGUCUUGAUGGAUGAAGCCCAUGCACUGAAGGAUAAAACCAGUUACAGAUGGAAAAACUUAAUGUCUGUUGCACGAAACGCGAAUCAGCGUCUAAUGUUGACAGGGACACCCCUACAAAACGAUUUACAUGAAUUGUGGUCACUGUUGGAAUUUAUGAUGCCUGAUCUUUUUGCAACUGAAGAUGUGGACUUGAAAAAACUUUUAACUGCUGAGGACCGAGCCUUAGUCAGUCGUAUGAAGUCCAUUCUAGGACCAUUUAUCUUGAGACGUUUAAAAUCUGAUGUUAUGCGGCAACUUGUUCCUAAGAUACAAAAGGUUGAGUUUGUGGCAAUGGAUCAGCAACAGGAGGAGGCUUAUAUAGAAGCUAUUGAGGAGUAUCGUGCGGCCUCAGGAGCUCGUUUGGAAAAAUUUUCAGGAGAUUGCCUGAGCAAUGUCAACAAAAUUCUACCAAAACGUCAAAUUUCUAACUACUUUGUCCAGUUUCGGAAGAUUGCAAAUCAUCCUUUGCUAGUGAGGCGCCUUUAUGAUGAUGGUGAUAUUGUUCGUCUCGCUAAGAAGUUAUAUCACAAGGGUGCCUUUGGGUUUGAAUGUGGUUUGGAAAGAGUAAUAGAUGAAAUGAAGAAGUAUAGUGAUUUCUCUAUUCAUCAGCUUUUACUUUGUUAUGGUAUCGAUGGGGUUCUAUCUGAGGAACAUGCCAUGCUUUCCGCUAAGUGCCGUGCACUGGCUGAACUUCUUCCUGCACUCCAUAAAGAUGGUCAUCGCGUCCUGAUAUUUAGCCAGUGGACCUCAAUGCUUGAUAUCUUAGAAUGGAUAUUGGAACUUAUAGGGGUUACGUACAGACGUCUUGAUGGAAGUACCCAGGUGACGGACAGACAAAGCAUAGUUGACACUUUCAAUAAUGAUACUUCCAUAUUUGCUUGCUUGCUUUCGACGAGAGCUGGAGGACAGGGUUUGAAUUUGACCGGAGCUGACACGGUUGUCAUCCAUGACAUGGAUUUCAACCCACAAAUUGACCGACAGGCAGAGGAUCGCUGUCACCGAAUUGGCCAAACAAAGCCAGUGACUAUAUAUAGGUUAGUGACCAAGGGAACGGUCGAUGAGAAUGUUUAUGAGAUUGCGAAAAGGAAGCUGGUUCUGGAUGCUGCUGUUCUGGAGUCUGGUCUUGAGGUUGAUACUGAGAAGGAUACAUCUGAGAAGACAAUGGGGGAGAUACUGUCUGCACUUUUGCUUCGCUAGAGGUUAGUUCGUUAGAAAACAAAUAGGUCGACAGAAGUUCAUGUUGUCAGAAUCGUCUUGGCAAUUCCCUUUCAUAUUUCUGGGUUAUAGUGGGGGCAUAUGCCAUUUUACUUUCCUGGUUAUCUCCCAAUAACACCGGUGUUAUGACAGUAAGUUUGUAUAUUUUAGGAUUUACUCGAGAGCAGGAGGGAGAUUUGUAUGUAAUAUUUAAAUGUUGACUAGCAUCUAUAUUAGGGGCCCAAAUUGGGCUCUGAUAGAAGUGAAUGUUGGCAGGAAUCUUUAUGAAGUGAUCGUCUGUCUGUCGAGCUUUUGAUGUUGA